Molecule: messenger RNA, 689 nt
Organism: Aspergillus brunneoviolaceus CBS 621.78
Lineage: Eukaryota; Fungi; Ascomycota; Eurotiomycetes; Eurotiales; Aspergillaceae
Exons: 2
Coding region: 162-557 (131 amino acids)
Source: RefSeq, a predicted model, not a curated record
CGGGAGACGAUGAGGAUGGUGAUGACAAUGGAGGGAGAUGGGGACGAGCCAACAGGUGCAACUUCCACCAAGUGAUUGAUUGACUGAAGCGCUGUGAACCGGGCGGUGGUGGGUGUGUGGUACGAGCUGCAUACCGGCAUCGUAAUCUAUCUCAUGAUGGCAUGGUCUAUUUGUUCCCCCUUUCCUUUUUUCCUCCCUAUCCUCGUCUUCUCUUCUCUCCCAAUCCCUGCAGUGCGCCUCAGCCGCAGACUUGGAAGGUGUUGAUGAGACAAUACAUAUUAUUUGUCAACUAUUCAGUAGUUCCUUUUUUUUUUUUCUUAACUCUCUGCAGUGAUGUUGAUUAUUCUCCGUAUUGUCCAGUACAUUGCCUUUCUCCCCCAGUCCCAUUAUUCUGUCUCUCCUUUUCUCUUGGAGUUGAUAUCUCCAUUUCAAUUUAUGUACUACUUGUCGUAUCGAGUCCACUUUCUUAUCGCCCGUCGCCCGUUUCAAUCCUUCCUUCCCCGUCUCCCGCACCGUUAAUCAUGUGUAUUUCGAUUGAAAUUAGGGAAUUGAUCUGAUCCUUUUGACUUUGGAAAAUGAGGAUGGGUCGAUCCCGCCGAAAGUGGUUACCCACUCGUGCUGUCCCCAGCAAGCCAACAUAGCCAUGGUGGCUAACCCAGUAUGAUCACCCUGCAGAGAAUGAUCAUCAA